This is a messenger RNA of Geodia barretti, 1446 nucleotides long. The record is from the annotation of a GenBank genome assembly. Lineage: Eukaryota; Metazoa; Porifera; Demospongiae; Tetractinellida; Geodiidae.
CUGGCCGUGACCGACCCGCAGCCCGCGGGCGCGGCCGACGUCGCCCUGCGAGCGUCGGGCUUGCGACCGGGCCCGCUGAUAGCGGGCUUGGCCGCGGUCGUGGUUGCGGUGGUUGCCGGGUUGACCAUCGGGCCGGUCGACAUCGGCGCUCACCGGGUGGCGCUGCAGUUGCUCGACGGGCUGCCGGGGCUGUCGCUCGACUCCGGUCUGAGCGAUACCCACUCCGCCAUAGUGGAGCAGAUCCGGCUGCCCCGAGUGGCUCUCGGACUGCUGGUGGGGGCCACCCUGUCGAUGAGCGGGGCCGCUUACCAGGGCGCGUUCCGCAACCCGCUGGCCGACCCGUACCUGCUCGGGAUCGCGGCCGGCGCCGGACUCGGAGCCACCAUCGCCAUCACCAGCAACCUCGGUGACGGCGCGGGCGCUCUGGACCCGGUGCCGCUGGCCGCCUUCGCGGGCGCGCUCAUCUCGGUGGCGGUGUCUUAUGUUGCCGGCCACGUCGGGGGCCGUUCGACCGCUUCGCUGAUCCUGGCCGGCAUCGCGGUGGCCAGCUUCCUGACUGCCUGCCAGACCUACGUGCUGCAGGCCAACAGCGACGCCUUCCGCCAGAUCUUCGCCUGGAUCCUGGGCCGCAUCGCCACCUCGGGAUGGUCCGAGCCGGCGCUGAUGCUGCCGUACUUCGUGGUGACGACGCGGUGGUGCUGCGCUACCGCCGGGCCCGCUCGACGUGCUCGCCGUCGGCGACGAGGAGGCCGCCGCGCUCGGGUUGGAGCCCCGCCGGUCGCCGGGAGAUCUGGUGACAUCGCAGUGAGCGUGCGGUCAUUGGAGGUGACCCUUGACGGCACCCAGGUGCUGCGCGGCGUCGACCUGGCCGCGUCGAAGGGGGAGUGGGUGAACAUCAUCGGCCCCAACGGCGCGGGCAAGACCACGCUGCUGCGAGCGCUGCUCGGCCUGGUGUCCUUCGACGGCGAGAUCGACAUAGACGGGCUCAGCGACCAGCGUCGCCGAGUCGCCCGGCUCGCAUGCUUGCCUACGUCCCGCAGACGCCGGUCAUCCCGCCCGGCAUGCUGGUGGCCGACUACGUCCUGCUGUGGCGCACCCCGCAUCGGGGCGUCUUUCGCGGCCGAGACCGCCACCGACCGAAGGGUCGCGGCGGAGGUUCUCGACCGCCUCGAUCUCGGGGGGUUCGGCGACCGGUCCGUGCAGUCGCUGUCGGGCGGCGAGCGCCAGCGGGCCGUGCAUGCCAGGCGGUUGGCCCAGCAGGCCGACGUGCUGCUCCUGGACGAGCCCACCACCGCCCUCGACCUCGGCCAUCAGCAGGAUGUGCUCGAUCUGGUGGACGCGCUGCGCCGCGAGCGCGGUCUGACCGUGAUCGACCACUGCACGACUCACGCUGGCGGCCCGCUACGGCGACCGCAUCGCCAUACUCGCUCGAGGGCGGGUCGCUGA